Messenger RNA from Lepus europaeus (European hare), 2497 nucleotides. RefSeq names its product GTP cyclohydrolase 1 (gene GCH1). Gene Ontology annotation, molecular function: zinc ion binding; GTP binding; GTP cyclohydrolase I activity. The coding region runs from base 120 to 869 and encodes 249 amino acids. Gene Ontology annotation, cellular component: cytoplasm. The transcript has 6 exons. Gene Ontology annotation, biological process: tetrahydrofolate biosynthetic process; tetrahydrobiopterin biosynthetic process. NCBI's taxonomy places the organism in Eukaryota, Metazoa, Chordata, Mammalia, Lagomorpha, Leporidae. The record is from RefSeq and is a predicted model, not a curated record.
UGUCCUGGGCUCGGAGUGCCUCGUGCGACGGCUAGUGCCUCCCUCGGGUGUCUGCACCCUCGUUGGCUGCCCGCGGCCGCCGGCGAAGUUCACCUGUAGCCCGGAGGCGCCCCCGGUCCAUGGAGAAGGGCCCGGUGCGUGCGCUGGCGGAGACGCCGCGGGGCGCCCGGUGCAGCAAUGGGUUCCCCGAGCGGGAGCCGCCGCGGCCCGGACCCAGCCGGCCGGCGGAGAAGCCCCCGCGGCCCGAGGCCAGAGGCGCGCCGGCUGCGGACGGCUGGAAGGGCGAGCGGCCGCGCAGCGAGGAGGAUAAUGAGCUGAACCUCCCCAACCUGGCGGCCGCCUACGCGUCCAUCCUGCGCUCGCUGGGCGAGGACCCGCAGCGCCAGGGGCUGCUCAAGACGCCCUGGAGGGCGGCCACGGCCAUGCAGUUCUUCACCAAGGGCUACCAGGAGACCAUCUCGGAUGUCCUCAACGAUGCUAUCUUUGAUGAAGAUCACGACGAGAUGGUGAUUGUGAAGGACAUAGACAUGUUUUCCAUGUGUGAGCAUCACCUGGUCCCAUUUGUGGGAAAGGUGCAUAUCGGUUAUCUUCCUAACAAGCAAGUCCUUGGCCUCAGCAAACUUGCCAGGAUUGUAGAAAUCUACAGUAGAAGACUACAAGUUCAAGAGCGCCUUACGAAGCAAAUCGCCGUGGCCAUCACGGAAGCCUUGCACCCUGCUGGAGUUGGGGUGGUGGUUGAAGCAACAAAGUCAAAUAAAAUAAUUAAUAAAGGGGUGAGUCCUCUACUUUCUUCCUGCCACCUUUUGCCGGCAACACUAGUGAGAACAGUGAUGGAAAUUACGUGCACAACACCAUUGCCACUUGGCUAACUGGAGGCUGCUGGGAAAGAGGAGAAUUUGCCUGUUUCCUGAAUAGUGUGGCCCCUUGACCCAAGCUCAGGAGGGCUGCAGAGGACAGAACUCUGCCUGUUCUGCUGGUUUUUCCUCUUCUGAUAAAACCGGGGUCACAGUAAGCCUGUGUCGUGUGCAUCGCUGCUCUGUGAGUUCAGAGUGCAACUGUGAUCAUGUCUAUUGAAACACCAGGGACAUUUUCCCUGUGUAUAUUUUUAUUUUUUAGCCCUCCAGGUGUUGUGUUCGUCACCAGGGGAAGGUGGUGGAAUAUCCAUGGUUUUGAUUUACUGUGAGUUCAAAAAGGCACAUGUCUACCUUCUUUCUUUUUCAAUUCAAGCACAGGGUCUUAGUUCCUGGAGUUGUUUAUGCGUGGCUUCUCAUGUCAACAUACAGGGAUUUAGACAUUGAACUCUCUGUGCCUUGGAGGAGAAUAUCACACCAUGUAAAGUGUGCACGCUUAGGCCUUUUAUUUGAUAAGGCUAAGUCUUGACCCUGCAAAUAACUGGCCUUCACGUUUUCACCUUUAGGGGUUCCUUGCGAGCUUACUUUGUGUGUCCCUCGUAGGUGCCUUAAAACAUUUUACUUUUGAUCUUAUGAAAUAUUUUCUAAGAACUUCCCAACGCUUGAGGCUGCCGUCAGGGUCCGUGUGCAGAAGCUGACGUGGGCUCCGGGCAUCAGGAUGUGUGCCCACUGCUCUCGCAUUGCACCACUCCCGGAAGCGCCUGGCCUUGAGUUCGCCUGGGGUCCACAUGGGUCUUGUCUUGGGUGUAACUCAGGGCGGUGAUGUAGGAUUGUAGUCCUGUGAGUCAUUGUCUUGCUCAUAGAUUUCCUCUCCUGGGGCAGCAUGGGCCAAAUGAAACCAUAGAACCCCAGCCUCCCCGCAAACACAGGACCUCAAACACACACAGCCCCCCAGGAGAUUGAUACAUGCUCUUCAAAUUGAUCCCAUUUCCUUUAGAUGAAUUAACUGCCUUGCUGGUUUUCACUUGGUGUCCUGUCUGCCAAUGUAAUGCUUUUUAGCGCAUCAUGGGAUGAGAUAGCAGAGGUUUUAUUUUAUUUUAUUUUAUUUUAUUUUACAUUUUCCCCUACUUCCCGCAUUUCCUAGAUUUUUCUGUAUUUGGAGUUUCUGUGGUACAGUGGUGAUUUUUGAAUUCCUUUAAAUUUCAAAGCUGGUGUAAACAUCAGCCCGCUUAAUGUUAAGACAUUUAUAGGGAGAGCUCUAAGCACUCAACUUGUGUUCGGUGUGUUCAAGUCAAAACAAGUGUAACUUGGAGGAACCAAAGACAUUGUUAACUAUGAAUUCGUCUUUCUGAGGCCAUGUGUAUCCUUUUUCAUGACUGUCCUAAUGUUCCCUUGUAAUGUUCGUAUAAAGGUGUGAUGUAGCCACAGGCUCUUGUGUUGUUGGUCAGUGUCAUGUCUGUUCCACUGUCCUCUGUCCUUCAAAAUGACAUUUUCAUAUCCAUGACAUUGAGUCCAUUUGGGGGAUUUUUUAAAGAAUUUAAAUAUACUGUUCAAUGAAAUUGUUAGCAUUUCCUGUAUGUGUGUGUGUUGGUGUGUGUAUGUUCCUGAAGUGGCUCUGUUUAAAUUAUUAAAUUGUUAUAACUUUG